Molecule: messenger RNA, 260 nt
Organism: Prorocentrum cordatum
Lineage: Eukaryota; Dinophyceae; Prorocentrales; Prorocentraceae
Source: the annotation of a GenBank genome assembly
GCAGCCGGUACAAGCUUCUACGCGACGUGAAAUUGUUGGACGAAGACUACAAGUCGCUGAUCCGCCAGAAUGCCUGCGUGGAUGAGUUUGCUGCGGGUACUGUGGUUCUGCUGCUGCAGAUCAAGUUUCCUCAGCAUGGAGGCACAUACUUUCUGAUAGCCAACACCUCCAAGACCAGAUGGGACGUCGGCUGGUGCCAGCUCGAAGGAGGAAUAGACGGCCCUCUCGCAAGGCGGGUACCCUGCAAGCAGAGCUGGAAG